Messenger RNA from Sphenostylis stenocarpa, 1830 nucleotides. The record is from the annotation of a GenBank genome assembly. Lineage: Eukaryota; Viridiplantae; Streptophyta; Magnoliopsida; Fabales; Fabaceae.
AUGUCGUCGUCCCCGCAGAGCAUAAAGCAGAGAGUCUUUGCAUGCCUCACCAAACUCUCCGACCGCGACACGCAGUCUCUCGCUGCGGUGGAACUCGAAUCCAUCGCUCGGUGCCUCGACGCAGCAACCUUGCCGGCGUUCCUCUCGUGUAUGUACUCCACUGACGCCUCCGACAAGCCACCGGUCCGAAAGCAAUGCGUGCAGCUCCUAGGGUUCCUUGCGGAGACUCACGGGAACAUCCUUGCGCCAUACUUGUCUAAAAUUCUCGGCAGCGUCGUGCGGAGGCUCCGCGACGCGGACUCUUCGGUGCGAUCUGCGUGCGUGACUUCGGUUGCGGCAUUGUCGCAUCACGUCAGCAGGCAGCCCUUGCAUUCGUUCUUGAAGCCGUUGGCGGAGGCGCUGUUCACGGAGCAGGACCAGAACGCGCAGGUUGGCGCGGCGCUGUGUCUCGCCGCCGCGAUCAACGGAGCUCCGGAUCCGGAUCCUGCCCGGCUGGCGAAGCUCCUGCCGAGGUUCGAGAAGCUACUGAAGCGCGACGGGUUCAAGGCGAAACCUGCGCUGUUGACGCUCGUGGGAAGCGUCGUCGCGGUCCGCGGCGCUUCCGGUCACGCGCCAAUGAAGAGUUUGGUUCCGUGCUUGGUGGAGGCGUUGAGCAACGAUGAUUGGGCCACGCGGAAGGCCGCAGCGGAGACUCUCGUGGUGGUCGCCAGAGUGGAGAGAGAUCUCUUGUCGGAGUUCAAGGCUGAGUGUGUGAGAGUUUUCGAGAAUCGACGGUUUGAUAAGGUAAAGUUAGUUCGGGACGUUAUGAAUCAGAUGUUGGAAGCGUGGAAGCAGAUUCCUGAUGUUUCGGAUGAAGUUUCGCCACCUCCUAAAUCCCAAUCUUCUUCUAAAGAGAAUGCAAGUGAUGGACGCCAUCCUGCUGUCUCUCAAAAUUCAUGUAGUCCUGGUUCAGUGAUGGCCAAUCUGCGGAAGAAAACUACACCUUUUAGCAGAUUCAGUCCAGCGGAUAGUUCUUCUGCUAGCAAUGCUAAGAAUAGGACUGCUUCAAGUGGCAACAAGAGAAUGAGUUCGAUUGUUUCCCGAAAACUAAAUCAUAAGAAUUGGGAUACUCAAGUUGCCGUGGCUGAUCAGGGAGAUCUUCAGGAGGUGGAUGGAAUUUUGGAAAGAGGCAAAAUGGAUAAAAGCAAAAUUUCAAAACCAGAAAUGAAAAGGGCACUGCUAAAUAGAAGUUCUGACGAUAGAAUACACAAAUAUGGUGGGUCCAAGGCUGGAUCUCGUGUAGUUCCAUAUCAUGAAGAAAGUCAAGACUCAGUUCCUGUCAGUGUUGUCCCUAAAGAUCUCUAUAGAAAUGACAAAGAGAGUGAAGAUUUAUCGCUGAUCCGUGAUCAGUUACAUCAGAUUGAGAAGCAGCAGUCAAGUCUACUCGAUCUUCUGCAGAAAUUUAUGGGAAGCUCACAAAAUGGAAUGCGUUCUUUAGAGACUCGUGUGCAUGGUCUUGAGUUAGCAUUGGAUGAGAUCUCUUAUGAUUUGGCUAUAUCAAGUGGAAGGAUGACUAAGUCUGAUGUUCAUGGCAACACAUGUUGCAUGCUACCUGGAGCAGAAUUUUUGAGCUCCAAAUUCUGGAGGAAAACACAUGGCCGGCAUUCAAUCCCGCGGUUCUCCAGAUCAGGUGGCACCCCAUCACUCGCUGCCAUGAACUACCAAGCCGACAGGAAUGCAGAGACCAAGUUGACAAGCCACAGAUUUAGGCCUGAUGGAGGUUUUAUCACUAAUCCACUCGCAGAGAUUCAUGCAGAUUCAAGGAAUUUUGCUACAUCGGAUAUAGUUUAA